Molecule: messenger RNA, 1383 nt
Organism: Trichechus manatus latirostris (Florida manatee)
Lineage: Eukaryota; Metazoa; Chordata; Mammalia; Sirenia; Trichechidae
Product: isocitrate dehydrogenase [NAD] subunit gamma, mitochondrial-like
Exons: 1
Coding region: 1-1188 (395 amino acids)
Biological process (GO): tricarboxylic acid cycle; isocitrate metabolic process
Cellular component (GO): mitochondrion
Source: RefSeq, a predicted model, not a curated record
AUGGCGCUGAAGUUGCUGACAGCUGCCACCAGCGGCACUGUGAAGGCAAUUUUCCGACCUACUGUUCUCUGCCAUCCUUGGGAGAUUUUACUUGGCUAUGAGACCUCUCUGAGGAGCAUCUCUUAUCGUCCUCGGUUACCCACGUAUGUUGGACAUCAGUUGGUUCCUCCAUCAGCCAAGUAUGGUGGGCGGCACACAGUGACUAUGAUUCCUGGGGAUGGCAUUGGGCCUGAACUUAUGUCGCAUGUGAAGUCUGUGUUCACACAUGCACGUGUGCCUGUGGAUUUUGAGGAGGUGCAGGUGGACUCCACUUGUUGUUUAGAGGACUUUCACAAUGCCAUUUUGUCCAUCCGUCGAAACUGUGUGGCACUGAAGGGCAACAUUGCAACUGACCAUAACCUGCGGUUGACUCAUACAUCUCUCAACAGCAUGCUUCGCACCUCCCUAGAUCUCUUCGCCAAUGUCAUCCAUUGUAAGAGUCUGCCAAGUGUGGUCACCCGGCACAACGAUGUAGACAUCAUUGUUAUUCGAGAAAGCACAGAGGGUGAGUACAACAACCUGGAGCAUGAGAGUGUGAAUGGCGUGGUAGAGACCCUAAAGAUCACUACAGAGACCAAGUCUUUGCGCAUUGCUGAAUAUGCCUUCCAGCUGGCACAGGAGAUAGGUCGCAAGAAAGUGACAGCUGUGCACAAGGCCAGCAUCAUGAAACUAACAGAUGGUCUCUUCCUUCAGUGCUGUGCUCGGGUGGCAUCACGCUAUCCUCAGAUCACCUUUGAAACCAUGACUGUGGACUACACCACCAUGCAGCUGGUAACCCGGCCCCAGCAGUUUGAUGUUAUGUUGAUGCCUAACCUUUACGGCAACGUUAUCCACAAUAUUUGCACAGGGUUGAUUGGGGGGGCAGGCCUUGUGCCAGGAGCCAACUAUGGCCAACUGUAUGCAGUGUUUGAGACAGGUACAAGGCAAACAGGCAAGUAUAUAGCCAAGAAGAAUGUUGCCAACCCUACUGCUAUGCUUCUGGCAAGUUGCAUUAUGCUGGAUUACCUUGAGCUCAACUCCUAUGCCACCUCCAUUCGCAAUGCGGUCUUGGCAUCCAUGGACAACAAAGAUAUCCAUACACCAGACAUUGGAGGAUGUGGUACCACAUCGGAAAUCAUUCAAGACAUCAUGAACCGCAUCCAGACCUAAAAUGCUUAGUGUCUUGGAGGCUAAGCUGUCCCCCAAACCUCCCUGUCCCAGUCUUUAGUCCCCUUCCUCCUAGCAACCCCUCCUAAUAACCCCUCCUAGCUUGGCUAGCGUGGACUCCAGAAUAAACCAGCUGCUGCCCCAAUUUGACAGGAUGGAGAGUGAAUAAAGACAUGCCUCGUUUAAAUUAGCCAAAUC